AUGUUAAAAUAUAAACAGUAACGACUAUUAGAUGAUGAUUCUUAACCAUAUAAAUUAAUGGUAAUAUUCAAAAUAUAAAUUUGAUUAGAUUUAACAACAUAAAUUACGUUCCUCUGAAAAAAAGAGACCUCUCAAUCGUCCAAGAACAUCAUCUUUCAAUAAACCUUAAGUAGAUAUUUUAAUUGAAAUCUAAAAUUAAAAUGCUAUACUCACAUAAGCAAUUAAUUCACUAAGAAAUACUAUUGAAUAGUAUAAGGAAUGA
Paramecium sonneborni is the source of this 262-nucleotide messenger RNA. NCBI's taxonomy places the organism in Eukaryota, Ciliophora, Oligohymenophorea, Peniculida, Parameciidae. The record is from the annotation of a GenBank genome assembly.